UGGAACAUUUGGGGAAAACUGCCUGGGAAUGUGUGGCGUCAAUUAUUACGGCUUUAGAUGUCAGUUAAAAUGUAACUGCUUUGACAAUGAAACAUGUAAUGAGGCCACAGGCUGUGAAGAAAUAAUCAACGUUAAUGAUACAAUCUUUGGUACCACAACAAGCGUUUUAACGUCAGUAAUUACUAUAACAAUAGUAGCUAUAGUGAUUGCAGUUUUAAUAUUUCUCGUUUCAAGGAAGAGUCGCCACAGAUUGAAGAGUAUAAACCCUUUGCAAUUCUUAUUUACUAGAACACAACCUGUAUUUGUCCAAAGUAGACACAAAACAAGCGAUAUAGACAUUGAAGAUGAUGACCCAUACUCAGAAAUCAGGGAAUCAAUGAUGGUUAGACCUAUGACAGUUUAUGGAAGAAAACUUUCCAUUAGAUCGUCGUACAUUGAUCCUGAUGAUCAGUAUCACCGUAUAGAGUUAGCGACGUCAUUAAGAAGACCAAAUCUAGAUACACAUACCAUUGAGUACACAGAUUACACGGAACCAAUUGAUGAGCCAUUGCUCCAACCGAAAAAUAAUAUUUAUGAACAACUUAUUAUUGAUGAAUCGACAGAAACACAAAGGAACAGUGACAAUGCAAUAUAUGCGGAAGUCGUAGGGAAUCAAAACAAUGCCUGUUCCCCUCAAAAGCAUUUGAACACAACUGAACGUUCCGACAAAUGCAAUUUGGUAACUGAAGCUGAUUACACAGAUGAUAAAGGUGAUAACUGCACUGAAAGAGAAACGACCGUAUAUUCCAUGCAAAUGCCUCUGAACACAUCUGAAAUUUCAAACAAAACCGAUGUCGUUAUAGAAAUCCAAGACAAUACAACAUAUGCCAAAGUAGUAAAGAAUUCUAAUAAUGAAUGUUCCAGUAAAAUCCAUAUUAACACAACUGGAAUUCCCGACAAAUCAAAUUUCGUUACAGGUACAAAUAGCAAUGAGGAAAUAAGUGAAAACAGUACUAAAUCCAAAGUUCACACUGCAGAUAGCAAAGGAGAAAUGACCACUGAGAGUGAAUCUGAAAGAAAAAUUAGCAGUCUUCAAUGUGAAGAGGAGAACAGCAACAAAAAUAUAGUAUUGAAUAAAAUCAUGAGUGAUUAUGAAGACACUCCUGUAAUGAUCUCUGUUUCAGUAGGAAAACAGACGAUUUUUAUAGAUUUGAAAGAUCGUAAUGUGUUAAACAGCCUUUCAAAUGAUGGCAUUUUAGAAAAUGCAAUUACUAGCGUGCAAAUGACGACAAAUGUAAAUAAAAAGUGACGUUAGGCAUUAUCAUGAAGAUAAAAGACAUAAAUGAUAUAGCACACAUACGUUAAGAUCGUAGAGACCUACACAUAACAUCUCAAGAAUAAGGGAUCAACAUUUUAAUUUUAAUUGUACAUAAGUUUGCUUGUGUUAUAUACUUUACAGACUUGUUUUUCCAUGCGUUGUAAGAGUUUGGAUUGAUUUCACUACACUGUUUCGAAAUGAUACAUGCUUGAAUAAGGGCUUCGUGUCUGAACUUGUAGUUUAUAGCCUGGUGCAGUUAAGUAUCAACUCAAUGUCUACGUAUACUUGUGAUUAAGACAGUCUGUAUCUAGUUACUAUAUUGCUGUUAGUUUAAGAGUUGACGCCGAUUUCCCAUACAUGUUUCACUCGCAGGAUUAAAAUCUAGAGUAUGUUAAAUUUUAACAUACCAUACAACUUUUACGUUUUUUUUUCAUAUACAAAUAUUCUGCGAAGAGAUUCUAUGGAUAAGGAAAAAUAAACAAGCAAAACAUUAUCAUUCAAAUUCAUGUGUCAAGCAUCCGGAAACAAACAUGAAAAAAGCCAUGACAUUCAUAUCCACUUCCUAAUAUUCAUACAUACGAAAUUUAAAGUUAACCUCUUCCCGGAAAAUAUCGAUAUAACAUUACCCAAUAGAAUGGUACAUUAUGUUUAACAAUAAAAAACUAAAUUGAAUGUUUAAGUAUGAACAAUUCAAAUAUCCUUUCCGGUAGACAUUGAUAUUGACCCAAAUAUAUACCAAACAGGGAUCCAUGUGAACCUGUUUAAUUAAAAAAAAUAUCUGUCAAAAUUGUGCAUGUUAAUCGAAGUUGUCUAUACUAUAUGUAUAUUUUUGUUAAUUAUGAUUCAUACCUUGAUGUUUUGUACUGAGCAUAUGAAAUACAUAUUCUCAUAACUGUC
This is a messenger RNA of Mytilus californianus (California mussel), 2194 nucleotides long. RefSeq lists its product as uncharacterized. NCBI's taxonomy places the organism in Eukaryota, Metazoa, Mollusca, Bivalvia, Mytilida, Mytilidae. The record is from RefSeq and is a predicted model, not a curated record. The transcript has 5 exons. The coding region runs from base 29 to 1288 and encodes 419 amino acids.